AUGAGUUUCCACGAGGUGCUUGACAAUGCCACGCCCUCAAACUUCCCGAAUGGCGGGACACGCAGAGGAUCAGUCACUCAAAUGGGUAGUCCAGUGCUGUGGAGGAAACGUAGUGAUUCGUUAUCUUCCUCUAGCGAACACGAGUCUACGUCAUUUUUGAGCUCAGAUACGACCCGCGAUUAUGGGUCAGUAACUCAAGACUCGUACAUCCAAAGCAGAAGAGCGUCUCUGCUUUCGUCAAAGCUUAAUGUUCAUGGUUUCACUCCAAUAAAAGCCGACGAUGAUGGCACACUUCGUGAGGUGGAAACUACCAUGAAAAGUGAAACUGAGCUUCUAAUCAAAACCUCGAUUCCACUGAUCGCCACGUUUCUUCUGCAGUACUCAUUGACGGUUGCAUCUGUUUUCAGCGCCGGAAGCCUUGGUUCUCAGGAGCUGGCUGCCGUUUCGCUGUCCAAUUUGCUGGCCAACAUUUCGUCCUACGGUAUUAUUCAAGGAAUAGCCUCAUCCUUGUCGACUUUGUGUCCGCAAGCUUUUGGUAGGAGAGACUACGAGGCUGUUGGCUUGAACGCCCUGCGCUGCUAUAUGAUGCUAUGGGUAAUGUUUGUUCCCAUCUUCAUUUUCUGGUAUUGGGGUUCUUACCCUUUACUACGGGCAAUAGUCCCCGAUGACGAGCUGUGUAAGCUGGCAACCAGCUACCUGAGAAUACUGAUAUACGGUGUUCCCGGAUUCAUGACCUUCGAGGUGCUGAAGCAGUUUUUGCAAGCCCAGGGAGCAUUUCAAGCUUCAACGCUAGUCCUGGUGAUCUGUGCUCCCUUGAAUCUACUACUUAACUUUGUGUUAGUUCACGAUAGCCGUAUCGGACUAGGAUUCGUUGGAGCGCCCACUGCGGUGGUGAUCACAAACUGGUUAAUGGCCCUUAUGCUACUAUACUAUGCCUACUUCGUUCAAGGAAGACAAUGCUUUUGCCGUUUGUCGACAAAAGUGUUCACCAACUGGAAGAGAGCAAUCACCUUGGCUGCACCUAGCGUCCUCAUGAUUGAAGCUGAGUGGCUGGCUUUUGAGAUCCUUUCUGUCGCCUCGUCACGGUUUGGCACCGCCUCUCUGGCGGCCCAAUCAGUGGUUUCGACUACUUGCGUGACAAUUUACCAGAUUCCGUUUGCAAUCUCUGUUGCAGCGUCAACGAGAGUUGCAUGGUUCAUUGGAUCUGCUUCGAAGGAUGCCGCCAAGAAGGUCACGAGAGCCGCGUUUUUGGUCGCUGCCAUUUUUGGGGUCUUCAAUGCGUCUGUUUUGGCCACUUUCAGGUACAAUAUCGCAUCCCUAUUCUCGCAGGACCCGAAAGUUAUACAGCUAGCAGGACGAGUGCUCAUUAUUGGUGCCAUAUAUCAGGUGAACGAUGUUGUUUCUUGCGUGACCGCUGGUAUACUUAGAGGCCAAGGAAGACAGUACAUUGGAGGCUGGCUGAAUCUAUUCAGCUACUACUGUGUCGCCCUUCCUGUGGCAUUUUUGCUGGCUUUCAAAUUUAGGCUCGAGCUAUUUGGUCUCUGGAUCGGUAUGGUCAUCGCGUUAUUCUUCGUUUCUGUGUGUCAGAGCUACUUUGUGAUUACGAGUGACUGGGAAUCUAUAAUCAGAAUGUCCAUUGAGGAUGGGAUGGCCCACGAAUCUGGCAAUUCAUUGAAACCAGCAAAGAGCACCAGUAGCUUUGUGGACUAUAACAUGCUGAGUCCUGCGAUUUCGGUGACAAGUGGAUGA
Ogataea angusta is the source of this 1749-nucleotide messenger RNA. RefSeq lists its product as uncharacterized. The transcript has a single exon. The record is from RefSeq and is a predicted model, not a curated record. Gene Ontology annotation, biological process: xenobiotic detoxification by transmembrane export across the plasma membrane. Bases 1 to 1749 code for a protein of 582 amino acids. Lineage: Eukaryota; Fungi; Ascomycota; Pichiomycetes; Pichiales; Pichiaceae. Gene Ontology annotation, cellular component: membrane. Gene Ontology annotation, molecular function: antiporter activity; xenobiotic transmembrane transporter activity.